Molecule: messenger RNA, 805 nt
Organism: Lactuca sativa (garden lettuce)
Lineage: Eukaryota; Viridiplantae; Streptophyta; Magnoliopsida; Asterales; Asteraceae
Product: membrane-anchored ubiquitin-fold protein 4
Molecular function (GO): protein binding
Source: RefSeq, a predicted model, not a curated record
UUGUAUUGGAAUCUACGCAUUUCAAAUUUAUAGAUAUAAAACCACAGCUAAAGUUACCAAAAAAAUGGAAAAGUAAGGUUUUAAAAUUCAUCAGCACUCAUCAGUCAUCAACAGUGCGCGUGAAAAUCGGGCCUAGGGUUCCUCAUCUUCUUCUUGAUCCUUCCUCAAUUUUCAUUUCAUAUCUUCAUUUACGAGUAUUUCGUAGUCUGCCGUCUGCAUCCAGCUGUUUCUAUACCAUCCACAAUUCAAUAUAGACGCGUUGAAGUAGAAGGUUUGUCGAGACUAUAAAAGAGGUGUGUGAUCUUAGGGUUUUGCAUAAGCUAAAGUUAUAUUUAUUAUAGUUUGUUGCAAAGCAAAUGCCAGAGGAAGAUCUUUUAGAAGUAAAGUUUCGAUUGUUUGAUGGAUCUGACAUUGGUCCAUUUCGGUAUUCUCCAGCUUCCACGAUUUCCCUUCUGAAAGAGAGAAUUGUCGCUGAAUGGCCCAAAGAUAAAAAAGGUGGACCCAAAUCAGCAAAUGACAUCAAAUUGAUAAAUGCUGGUAAAAUUUUGGAAAACAAUAAGACUGUUGGCCAGUGUAGAACACCAUUUGGAGAUCUACCAAUUACAAUGCAUGCUCUUGUACAAGUUUCUUUAACCAAGACAAAAACAGAAAAGAAGAUUGAUGAGGCUCCAAAGAUAAACACAUGUACAUGUUCCAUUUUGUAAUAUUUCAUAAGGAGUGUAAAGUGUUAUACCACAUUUGUUACAUGUUAAAUCUACUUAUGUUGUGUAUGUGUGCUUUAUAUAUAUAAUUCAUUGUUUUACAA